Messenger RNA from [Candida] anglica, 1109 nucleotides. NCBI's taxonomy places the organism in Eukaryota, Fungi, Ascomycota, Pichiomycetes, Serinales, Debaryomycetaceae. The record is from the annotation of a GenBank genome assembly.
GGCUGCUAAAUAUAAGACCAGAUAGCACCAUUGGAAAGGAUGUCAAAGAUAGUCUCCAUACAAUACAGCCCUCAGAGAUGGCGCGAACUCUCACACGAUAGACCUGAUUUUAAUACCACAGGACAAUCAUUUAAUCGAAUGACUCCAACUAAAAUAGUUACGAUUAAAUUUGAAUCUAGAGCAGCAUCAAGAGAAUCAAGAUCUUCAUCCCCAAGAAAGGAGGUAGUUCUGUCGGUCAAUUUACAAAAAAAGGAAGAUAGCAAGGAGCCUAGUCCUUCGGUUGGUAGCUUCAGUCGUAGUAGCUCACCCAAUGUAGAAGAUUCAAUUCGAGCUAUGUCCAUGUAUCAACAAUUUUCAUCGGAUGGAAAUGUAGAAGAGGUUGAACAACAAUGGAUAAAUGACAUCACACACGUUGCCAAAAGGCUACAUUUUCUCAGGGAAUCGUAUAGAGUGGUACAAAGUAUUCAUAGGAAGAAAAUUGCCGGUAAGGCAAUUGAAGGAGAAGUAAAUAAUACAGAGGGUGAAGAAGUUGAACGAGAAAGACAAUCAGGAAAUAUUGCAGAUUUAAAGGCUACAACUGUUGAUGAAGAUGAAGAUAUUGGCCGUAGUGAAAUUGCAGAACUUGCAGAAGAAGACGAUGAUGAUAUUUUACCGCCAUCUAGCCAAGGUAUUGUAGACAUCGAUACAACUGAUACGGAUACUCCACAAUGAACACUUAAUUGAAGCAUGAAGAAAACAAAUACAAUAUAUAUGCCAUUUCUUUGGAAAAGAAAUAGUUGUAUAGUGAGAGAUUAUACCAGAGAGACUGAAGAUUCAGACAAUCAGGUGAUUGAUUCUCAAUAUGAGAAGUGACACCGUUAUAAUCUUAGACGGUACAUACAAGUAUCUUAGAUUUAUGUGAGCUUCACUUGACGUGAAAGGAGUAGUCAAACAAUAAUAAAAUCAUUCGAAAGCACAGGUCUAGUGUGUUACGACAUUAAACAAUGCAAGACAAAAAGAAGACGGCUACUAAUUAAUUAAAGAACUAUAAUACAAUACAUGAUAAUGACAGACUAUAAUUAACGGACAUAUAGAUACAUUGUUAAAGGAAGUGAAUUAUCCAGUUGUCG